Spirodela intermedia is the source of this 2315-nucleotide messenger RNA. NCBI's taxonomy places the organism in Eukaryota, Viridiplantae, Streptophyta, Magnoliopsida, Alismatales, Araceae. The record is from the annotation of a GenBank genome assembly.
AUGCCAUAUAGCGGAACCUGGGAUCCUUCAUCUUUGCUCGUGCUCCUCUAUCUGAUUGGAUACAUGAGUGUUGGAUCUCCUUUGUUGCCUCGAGCUCAUGUACUGGUGGAGAUGGGUCCCAUUUGCCACCAGAAAUUAUUUCCACAAAAAUUAAAAUCAAAAUAGACACAACCUUAUGUGGUGGAAGAAACAUAUGAUUAUGGGACUAUAAUGACUAAAGAUCUUAAAAGUAAUCAUAACUUUAAGGUAAAUAGACAAUGACUUAAACAUUACAUUGAAUAUGAAUGCCUUGCAGAAAAAUAAAUCUUAUUAUUAAAAAAUAUUCAAGAUUAAGAUUAAUGUGUCAAGCUGAGGACAUUAAACUCAGCACUACAUGAGAGGCAACCCAUGCUUUUUAUUUUAUUAAUUAUGUUUUGUCUUUCUAAGUUUUCUUUUUUUAAAUUUCACAACAUUUGUUUCUAUAUUUAUUCUAUUCAAAUCAAAGUGCAAGAAGUGUGUAAGACGAAGUGUAAAAAUUAAAAACAAGAUUGAGAUGAUGUUUUUUUGAACUUUAUCCUUUACGACAAUAUUUUUAAUGCUUAACUUUGCAUAUACGUAUGCUUCACUUGAAAAUUAUAAUUUUUGCAUAUUUCAUUUUAAUUUUUUUGUCAUUGAUGACAAUGUCAUUUUUAAGGUGAGGAUGAACUAUUAAGCCUCAAUUUAUGCUGUAGAAUGACUCAAAUCAUGUGUUUGCAUUUGAUUUUAUGAUCAACUAUAAAAGCAUCAAAACAAAUAUUAGAAAAACUAUAGCAUAAGGUUUCUGAUUUUUUGUUAUGAACUAUAGAAAAUAAUUUAACAAAUUGUCAAAAACAGCACAAAAAAUAGUCUUAAAUUUGAAAAUUCUAGAGACCCUUUUCUCAUAUUUCAAUCACCUAGACAUAUAUUUCUGAAAUUCUUCAAAACUUAUAAUUGUAAAGAGGAUAAUCGCCAUGAGAGGAAGUAGAUAGAAGUAGAGAGAGAGAGAGAGAGUUUGCCUAGGGUGCAUGAUAAGUCUUCAUUAUCAUGAGUUAAUAAUCAGUAAAUAAUAUAGUUUUAGCCUUAACUCAUGAUAAAUAGACUUAUAUUUGUGUUAAAGCAUGAAAAGUGGUUUUCAGUUGAUUAACGUGAAUUUUUGGGUAAUUAUGUGAUUUUAUACGAUUUUUACAGUCUUAGUUUUGAGAUAAAUGAAGAACAAGAAAUAAAAAUAAAAAUAUUGCAAAAUGGGGGGAUCCGCCGGCCAGCCGGGCCCGCAAGCGGGUCGGAAGCGCAGUCGGGGAGUAGCCGCGAGCAGGGACUCGAGCGGCUUGGUUGGAUCGGUAGGGGCACGUGUGCGCCACUCCCCUUCCACGUCACCGGUGGUCAGCCGGCUGUGGGGCAAGGAGUGAUCGUACACGCGAGAGGACUUUGCCUAGAAAGCUAACUUUACUCUAUAUUCGCCCGAAUAAUCCGCCCACAACCGAUGUGGGACUAAAUCCACCUUGUAAGGGGCGGGCGACCGCCGCGGGUUCGAAUCCUCCCAGAGUCAAAAUUCAUAUAUUUUUAACUGAUUAUCGCGAUUUCCUGCAGAUCGCCGGUGAAGGAUUAAGCAACCGGAAUCGCUGGAUCAUCGGCGAAAAUCUCGUCAACGCGAUUCGCGGAGCAUUGCUACUAAAAUUUCUGAACGAUUCGCGAUAAAAGGAUCGCAAUCCAUCGAGUAAAUCAUCUCCGAUUGAUCGACGAACAAGCCGUCGUCGGGAAGAGGACGAUCCGCCGGGAGACCAGUCGCCACCUCCUGAGAGCGUACCAGAUGCGAUGAAGAGCCUCCUCUUGCUGCGCGGACCUGAGGAUGAAGCUCCCUAACACGCGCCUCACCUCCAUCCAGCCCCUCUCCGUCGGGUGACAGCCGCCGGAGAGCCGCAAAGUCGCCGUUUUUCCGCUCCGCCGGGUGACAGCCGCCGGAGACGAUUCGACGACCCACUUCAUUGGUCUCUAGACUUCGCGAGAAGAUCUAGAGAUUGCCCACGUCGUCUUUGUCCAAGGAGAGCCUUCGAGGCCGUGGACACUGCACGACGACCCUCCCGAACGCUCAGGAUUCCGGUGCAUCGCCGACGCGUCGCCGUCGCGACGCCGGAACUCUGUUUUCCUGCUUUAUCUAGAGAUUGCCCAAGUCGUCUUUGUCCAAGGAGAGCCUUCGAGGCCGUGGACACUGCACGAGGAUCCUCCCGAACGCUCAGGAUUCCGGUGCAUCGUCGACGCAUCGCCGUCGCGACGCCGGAACUCUGUUUUCCUGCUUUCAAUUUAAUUUACGCUUCAUUUAG